CCACCAGCAGAGGGCGGGAGUUCACCGACAAACCGGAUGUUCGUCGGUAGUCGUAUCACACGAAGAAGAAGACAGGCCAACGUUCUUGUUAGCAAAUUAGCAACAUUUUUUUUUUUACAAACUAUGCGGUAAAAUGUUCUUUCUCAAUGUAAACAGAUAACGUGGUGUUGCCUUCCUGAGCACGAUGGCGACUCAGAGAGUGCUCCCUCAGAGCAAAGAGACUCUGCUGCAGAACUAUAACAAAAGACUGAAAGAUGACAUCAGGUCCAUCAUGGACAACUUUACAGAAAUCAUCAAAACAGCAAAGAUCGAGGAGGAGACACAGGUUUCCAGAGCAACCCAAGCAGAGCAGGACCAUUAUGAGAUGCACGUCCGAGCUGCCAACAUUGUUCGAGCUGGCGAAUCUCUGAUGAAGCUGGUCUCUGAUCUGAAGCAAUUCCUGAUUCUGAACGAUUUUCCCUCCGUAAACGACGCCAUCAGCCUGCAGAACCAACAGCUCCGCUCGCUGCAGGAGGAGUGCGACAAAAAGCUGACUUCACUCCGCGACGAGAUCGCCAUCGACCUGUAUGAGCUAGAGGAAGAAUAUUACUCCUCCAGCUACAGUCAGUGGGACAGCACUGAUCUGCCGCUGUGUGAGGCCUACCGCCGCCGAGACAGUUGGGCCUCCCUGGGCAGCAGCUGCAGCUCCACGCAGGGAGACAGAGAGGACACGGAGGAACCUCCUAUACAGGAGGCAAACCCCCAACACCACAUCAAUGGACAUGGGACAUCUUCUAUAGAGAAGCCAUGAAGAGAAACAUGGAAACAGACUGGAAUACUUGUGUUCAGUUUGUACUUACUUUUUUUGUUUGACCAGGUCUGCAGCUGUAAAACAUUUUGUGUUAGGUGCUAAUACUAAAACAGAAGUCAGGAGGCCCAAACAUUGAUGUUUCAACGACCUCAAACACGCAUGCCCUGAUUUAUAUGCUGUAUAUACAAUGUAGAGGGGAGGUCAGUACAUUUGCAGCUUGUGAAGUGUUUGUAUAGUUUUAUACUUGACUCAGUAUUGACAAUAAGUGCAUGCUCUUAUUGUAGUUUGUAAGCUAGUUCUUUUGUACGGUUUCCCCCUUUUUUGUACUUCAUAAAGCACUGAUCAGAUUAAAGAAAAAUUCAAGGCA
Notolabrus celidotus (New Zealand spotty) is the source of this 1157-nucleotide messenger RNA. RefSeq names its product mediator complex subunit 22 (gene med22). Bases 185 to 790 code for a protein of 201 amino acids. Gene Ontology annotation, biological process: regulation of transcription by RNA polymerase II. Gene Ontology annotation, molecular function: transcription coregulator activity. The record is from RefSeq and is a predicted model, not a curated record. NCBI's taxonomy places the organism in Eukaryota, Metazoa, Chordata, Actinopteri, Labriformes, Labridae. The transcript has 5 exons. Gene Ontology annotation, cellular component: mediator complex.